Molecule: messenger RNA, 12020 nt
Organism: Bactrocera latifrons
Lineage: Eukaryota; Metazoa; Arthropoda; Insecta; Diptera; Tephritidae
Gene: Obsc
Product: muscle M-line assembly protein unc-89
Exons: 34
Coding region: 246-11972 (3908 amino acids)
Biological process (GO): synapse organization; protein phosphorylation; homophilic cell-cell adhesion
Cellular component (GO): axon; plasma membrane; neuronal cell body
Molecular function (GO): protein binding; ATP binding; protein kinase activity
Source: RefSeq, a predicted model, not a curated record
AGUAGCUCUAGUGGACGUGUCGAGAAAAAGUUUCUAUAAUUAUUUUCGGGUGUGCUUCUCCAAAUAUCUCGUAACUUUAUAGGCCUCAAAUAUCCAAGGCAAUUGGGGACGACAAAAAUCUGUGCGAACAUUUAAAGUUACCAAUUCAGAGAAUAAAUGACUACCAGUUUUUAUUAAAGGAAUUAAUAAAGUACUCACAUAAUGUGCCUGAAAAUACUAAAGACUUACAAAAAGCCUUGGAACUAAUGCUUAGCGUUCCUAAUAGAGCAUUUCAUAAUAAACUUUUAUCUAGCAUAGAAGGAUAUAGAGGUAAUAUAUAUAAAAUCGGACGUUUACUUAACCACGAUUGGUGGACUAUAAAAGAUUCUGCUCAAAAAUCUCACGAUCGAUAUUUAUUUUUAUUUAAAUCGAGGAUUUUAAUCUCUAAUCUAAGGAAAAUAAAUGAAGAACGGUCAAUUUUUGUUUUACAAAACAUUAUUAAACUACCAGACUGCAAUAUUGAGAAUAAUGUCGUCGAAAAUGUGUUAUACUUAACAGCAAAACCGGGAAAGCAAAACAAAUUUUUGCCAAUUACAUUAAAACCUCACAAAAUAGAUAUUCGAGAACAAUGGUUUCAAGAAAUUGUUUCAUACAUAGAUGAUGAAUCGGCAUUACAGGAACAUUUUGCUGAUGAUUUACGUAUUGAUUCCUCACAAGUACUGUAUGAAAAUGAGUUACUUCUUCACUUACCGCAGAAGGCUGAGGCACAUAAUCCCUAUUCUGGAAUAAAAGCCUCAGAUGUGGCUCACGAUUACUAUUUAAGUGACGAAGAAAGGAAAAAGUACUUAGAAGAACAGACAAAUUUGCUUUCGAACAGAAAUAAACAACAUUUGGAGAAUAAAAUAUUUGAAGAGAACAAACACUCACUUACUAAAACUGAUGAAUCACGUGUGAAAGAAAAAGCAAACUACUUAGAAGAUCAUACACAAUGGCAUCCAGAUAGAAAUAUACAGCAUUUUGACAGUACAAUAACUGAAGAGAAUGAAAACUCUCUUACUAAAAGUGCUGUAUUAUUUGAGAAAGAAAGGAUAGACUUUUCCGAUAUGGUAACAGAAAAUACUUUGUUAUCGAAAAAGAAAGAUGAUUCCAUAAAUAAUGCAAAUGACACAAUGCUGAUUGAAAAAGAUGUAAUUUUUAACCAACAGUGUAGGCAUGCAUCAACUGAUGGUAUAGAAUUAAUUAAUAAAUGUAAGGAUUUUUCCAAUAUUAAAAUGUUAUCCGAUGGAUCUGUUGGUAAGAAUAGUGAAAUAUCUAAUAAUUCACAAAUUAAGUCCUCACUAAAUUUAUUAUCACCGCCAUUGUCAGAAAUUAAUGAGACACCUAAAGAAGUAGCGAGCAGUAAAAAAAUUACUUUAAGUGAUAUUCCUUUUUAUACUGAAUCAUCCAAAUUUAUUAUUAACACUACAGCAGCUUCAGACAAAAAUAAUAGUAAAUCUACAAAUAUGAAUGUUACUAACAUAAAGGAUAGUGCUUCUUUACAGCAAUGGUCUAAUUCUUUAACGAACCUUAUCAGUUUGCCAUAUCAAGGCGGAGGAACUUCAAACCCUCCUCCGCCUUUACCGCCUAACUUUCAUCGCAUGCCUGGCUUCUUUGAACCUUUACCACGCAUAUCAUACGAAACUUCAAUUGAAAUUUUAAUAGUAAAAGCUCGUCCACCUUCGCCACCUCCUCUGCCGCAAUCUAUAAAAAAGCUUAUAGUGCAUAAUGAAAGCUUAGAGCAAAAAUCUGAAAACUUUUUAAAAGGAAUUUAUGACUCCCAAAAUUUUGAUACUUCAGUUCAUACGGCUAAACAAAAGUUACGUUUUAUUAAAAGCGCUGUAAUUAAAUCAACUGAUUCUACUAAAUACGCUGAAGAUACAGUUAAAAAAGCUAAAGCUCGUGAUUUUUUACACAUAUUUACUCCUCCAUUGAAAACUAAAAGACCCAUCUACGAGAUCGUGGAAGUUCCAUAUACUAACGACCAAUCCCAAGAACACAUUGAAAAUAUUCAUGAGGAACACAAGGAAGUAGGCACUGAAAUUGACGUAACAGACCUAAACAUUUCCAAAAUGGAAGACUAUACAUCUGGAUAUUCUGCUAAAUAUUCGCGGAGGCGCGCUGAAUUGAGUUCGACUACUCGAGAUUAUGAGAGAGGUUCUUCAUAUGACAAUUACGGAGACAAUUUGAGAAGUACAGCAAGCUCAAGAGUAGAGAGGAGGAAACAAGACGAUCAUAGAUCUAUAUUUUCCUCAAGCCGAGCUGAAAGCAGAAACGAAGAAUACUAUGGGUCGAGAAUCGGAACGCGAUCAUCCUCACGCAUGAUGGAAGAAAACAAUUUAAAGUCGUUAGAAAAACCCGAAAUUCAUCGACCAGCAAAAAGCGCUCAGGUUAAACCUGGAGAGUCUGCUCAUUUCGAGGUACAAUUUGUUGAAAAACCCGGAUUAGUGGUUUGGUUAAAAGAUAACAAGCCCUUGGAAGAUAAACUUGCUGACCGAGUUGUGCAAACAGAAGCAGCGAUGAAUUCAUACCGACUGGAUAUUAAAAAUUGCAGUGAGUCUGAUGCUGGUACUUACACUGCAAAAGCAAUAUCUGGAAUUGAAAGCGUGACAUGUUCCGCCCAACUUGCAGUGGGACAAGCUGCUGGACAUGACGAAACAAAAACAAACGUGGCCCCAGUUUUUCUUGUGCAGUUGAAGGAUGUUGAAAUGUUGGAACAAACAUUGUUCAGAUUUAUGAUUAAAGUAAUGGGGGAUCCAAAACCUAAAGUGAAAUUUUUUAAAGAUGGAGACGAAAUUUCAGAAGAAGAUAACCAUAUCCAAAUAAAUAGAGAAAAGGAUUAUUUGGGAUAUUAUGAACUAAUUAUAAACGAAGUACAAAAGUUUGAUUCUGGAAUUUACACUUGUAAAGCUAUAAAUAAAUACGGAGAAGCUCAAUGUGAAGCAAAAGCAACAACUGUAGAGGAUAAAAAUCCCUUUGGGUCUUUAAGUGGGCAAAUCCUUCCAGCCGGAGAAAAGUCUACAUUCACUUGGAAACGUAAUGGGGUUGAAUUUGACCCAGAAGAACGAUUUAAGGUUUUGUUCGGCGAAGACGAAGACUCUCUGGCUCUAGUAUUUCAACAUGUUAAGCCAGAGGAUGCAGGAAUUUAUACAUGUGUAGCUCAAACUACGACAGGCAACAUAUCAUGUAGUGCGGAGCUAACUGUUCAAGGUGCUAUACAAACACUACACAGAGAACCAGAAAAGCCAGUCUUGGUUAUCGAACAUCGUGAAGCUAAUACAACAAUAGGAGGCACAGCAAUUCUAGAAUUACAGUGCAAAGGCUUUCCUAAACCAGGAGUUGAGUGGAAGCAUGAUGGUGAAAUUAUUGAAGUAGGCGAAAAACACAAAAUUUUAUAUGCCGAUGAGGAAAGCAUGUCCUUAGUCAUUAAAAAUAUUACUACAGAAGACGCAGGGGAAUAUACCAUCCAUGCAAAGAACGAACUAGGGGAGGAUGAGUCAUCUAUAAGCCUGGUUGUAAAAGCGGGACCUAAAAUAAAAAAAGUAAAUGACGUAACCUGUUUUGCUGAAGAAACAAUUAGAAUAGAAGUGGAAGUUGAUGGCUUUCCCAAACCACUUAUUAAUAUAACAAAUAAUGGCAAGGAUAUUUCGCAGGAAAAGAACGUAACAAUUUCAAGUAAUUCUAUAGGAAAAAGCACAGAAACAUAUAUAUUAGAAAUUUCUAAUAUAAAGUUAAGUCAAAGCGGUAACUAUUCCAUAAGAGCUACGAAUGAUUUGAACCAAUCUUCUGAAUUCUGGAACUGUAUAGUUAACUCCAAACCUAUAAUCGUAAAACAUUUAGAGGAGGUAUAUGUAUAUGGUGAAAAGGAGACAGUCAUUAUGAGUGUUAAAAUUGACGCGUUCCCAGCAGCCAAAGUACGAUGGUAUCAAGAUGGGAAUGAAAUUGAUGUUUCUAAUAACAAAAAAUACAUUACUGUCGCCGACGGUAAUGAAUAUACGCUGAAAAUAAAGGAAGUGUCUCGCGUUGAUUGUGCAAUAUAUAAAGUAAAAGCUGAGAAUGAUUAUGGUUCAGCAUCAAGCGAGACGAAAUUGCUAAUAAAAUGUGCCCCUGAACUUACAAAGAAAUUGUCAAAUAUUACUAUAACUGAAGGUGAUUGUAACGUAGAACUAGAAGUAAAACUCAACGCCUACCCUGAGCCCAAAAUCAAAUGGUAUAUAGAUGGUAUCGAGAUCGAUGAAAAAAGAAAAGAUUUUCGUCGCAUUGAGGAGAAUAACUCAUAUAAAUUAGUACUUAAAGAAGUCAAUACAUCAAUGCAUGGCACAUAUUGCUGUAAAAUCAUGAACGAUUAUGGAAAUCUUGAAAACGAAUGUAUUGUGACAGUAAACUGCAAGCCGAAAAUUAGAAAACAAUUAAAAGAUACAGAAGUACAAGCAAAUGGUACUCUAACGCUGGAAACUGAUAUAUAUGCAAUGCCUGAGCCAACUGUACAAUGGUUUAAAGAUGGACAGGAAAUAAGUGCUGAUGCUAGAGUAAAAAUUUCUCGGGACUCAUACCGCACAGAGGAUUAUUCCUUAUCACUCACAAUUUGUAAACCAACUGAUGCCGGUACUUACGAAGUGAGGGCUCUAAACGCUAUUGGCGACAGUCAAUCGCAAUGCAAUGUGAUUGUUUUAAAUGAACUAAAGAGAAAAGAGGAAGUCGAUGGACACAAUAUACAAAACAUUGAAAAUGGUGCGAUUCCUGAGAUCCAACACGCAGAUAUUUUGGAAAAACAUAGUUUCGAGUCAGUGCCAUUAAAAUAUGAGAUUAUUGCUAAAGGCAUUCCCAAACCGGAAGCCGUAUGGUAUCAUGAUGGCAAGCCAAUACAAGCAGAUCAGCGUGUUGCUACCAUCGUUGAUGGGGAGAAAUACAGGUUAGAAAUAAAGGAACUGCAACUACCCGACGCUGGUGAAUAUAAAGUGGUAAUUAAAAAUAAAUGUGGCGAAAAGUCUCUCCAAGGUGUUUUAUCCCUAUCUGGCGUUGCAGAUUAUCGCAAACCUAUUUUAAAAAGUGGGUUACGUGAUAUUACGACUAAAAAGGGAAACUCUUUGGCGAUUCCUAUCGUAUUCACCGCUGACCCUCAACCGAAAAUAACAUGGAUGAAAGAUGGAGUGGCAUUAAAAGAACAAGGCAAUAUCAUAAUAACAGAAUCAGUACAAGAUCUUGAGAACGGUCUUAAGGAGUACUCAUAUACCAUAAAUUUUGAUGAACUUCAACACAAAGAUUCUGGCCGAUAUGAACUACAGAUAGAAAAUAAAUAUGGCAAAAUCAGUACAACUGGAUGGAUUGAUGUGUUAUCAAAACCAGAAAUUAUAGGCUUAAAAGAUCAGUGUUGUCUUCCAAAUGACACCAUUGCUUUUGAUGCUAUCAUACUAGCGAAUCCUAAGCCUAAAGUUACAUGGACUCGAGGAAACGAAAAUUUGUGCAACAAUGAAAACUGCGAAGUGAUAGCCGACGUUGAUGAUGAUAAAUACAGAUUGGUAUUCCAGUGUGUUAAAUCAGAAGAGGAUGGACUAUAUUCAUUAACCGCAGUUAAUGACCAAGGCUCGUCUACUGCAAGCUUCCAUUUAAACGUUAAAGUCGAAAAGCCGACAUUUAUCGCACCACCAGAAGACCAAUUAAUACUGGACAAUCAUCCGGUGAAUGUUAAUGUAUUAGCACAUGGAAUACCAAAACCAACAAUUGAGUGGAAGAAAGGUGAUGAAAGGAUUGCUGAUGGAGCUCAAAUUACUAAAAAUGAAGAUUUAGUAUAUAUUAUACAACAAUCAUCUCCAGAUUCUGAUCAAUUGAGCAGCCAAUUAGAAAUUUCUCAUUUCAGACCCUCGAAUGCCGGAACGUACACUGUCGUUGCUAAAAAUGAAAUUGGUGUGACUGAAGUUCCGUUUAAACUUUCUCUGCUAGAAUUAGCUCCAAAGUUUGAAAGCAAGUUCGACAAUGCUAAAGAAGUAUGUCAAGGUGAAGAUUUGGUUCUACAAUGUAAAGUUAUUGGAAGUCCAAUUCCACUAAUUAGUUGGAUUAAAGAUGGUGAACAAUUAAAGCCAAGUGAACACAUAAGACUCACAUCCUCCCCUAGCGGUAUUUUAACAUUGGAAAUAGCGAAUAUUCAACCAUCUGAUUCUGGAGCAUAUAAGGUUAUCAUUUCAAAUCCCCUUGGCGAAAUAUCUUCCUUAUGCGCUGUUGCCGUAUCUCCAAAAGCAGAGCAGCCUUCAUUCGUUGAACCUUUAGAAGAUGUUAAAGUCUCUGUUGGAGAACAGUUAAAAUUGCAAGCGCGAGUAAUCGGAUUCCCUGCACCAGAAAUUAAAUGGAUUAAGAAUGGAAUUGCUUUGCACCCAAGUACGAGCAUAAAUUUUAUAAACAAUCCGAAUGGACUUGUUGGUUUAAGCAUUGAUAACGUUCAACCUGAAGAUGCAGGUGUAUAUAAAUGCUUAAUCGCUAACAAAGAGGGUGAGAUAGAAGGAAGUUCUACGGUAACCGUAUGUGCAGUGGAAAAAGAACCAGAGUUUAUAAGAGAAUUACAUGAUACUAAUUGUAUUGAAGGUUUCCCUGUAAAAAUGCAAGUUAAAGUUUUAGGCAAUCCACUGCCUGACAUCAAAUGGUUUAAUAAUGGCCAAGAAAUUUUACCUAAAGAAGGACGAUAUACAUUCACAGAAACUAAGGACAAUAAUUAUUGUUUGCAAAUAAAAGAGGCUAAUUUGAAAGACUCGGGUUUGUAUGAAGUAGUUGCUUCAAAUGCAAUAGGUACGGCUCUGUCUAAAGCGAGAUUACAAGUCGCAUUGAAAACAGAUGAAUCAAUGCCGGAAGUGCCUCCACGAUUUCUGUCAUCUAUUAGAGAUGUCAAUGCAAAUGAAGGUGAUGAAAUUAAACUUUGCGCAGCUUUUACGGGUAAUCCUGUCCCAGAAAUUAUAUGGACAAAAGAUGAUAAUACUCUCUUUAAUGAUGAGAGCACUUUAAUUAGUUGUGAUGGCAAACACGUUAGUUUAAUAAUAAAUAACGCUGAAUCUAGCCAUUCUGGUACAUAUAAUUGCCUCUUAGCAAAUCCUCUUGGGGAAGAUGCGUCUGCUUGUGAACUAAACGUGAGAAAAGUGUACAAAAAGCCAUUAUUCACUCAAAAGAUAUGCGAUCAGCAACAUUUAAUCAAUACCGAUGCAAAAAUUGGUGUCACUGUUUCAGGCGUACCAUAUCCAGAAUUGUCAUGGUACUUCCAAGACAAGCCUAUUAUCGAAGGAGAUAAAUAUGAAUUGAUUAACGAUGGCGACCACCACACAUUAGUUAUCAAAGACUGUACCAUAAAUGAUCAUGGUGUUUAUAAAUGUAUCGCAAAAAAUAGAGAGGGCACAGAUAUUACUCAAGGCCGGCUGGAUAUGGUUAAUGAACUCAAAAAACAUAUUCGUUCAGAACCACCAACAUUCCUGAAGAGACUUGGUGACUGCGAAAUUUAUCCUGGAAUGACAGCUAAGUUUACAGCAUGUGCUGCUGGCAGCCCGGAACCUGAAGUGGAGUGGUUCAAAAAUGAUCAAAAACUUUUCCCGUGCGAAAAAAUAUCUAUGGAUCACGAGCCGAAUGGAUUACUACGACUUACCAUCAAGGAUGCAGAUGACACUGAUGUUGGUCGUUAUACCUGUCAUAUAUUUAAUCCAUAUGGAGACGAAACAUGUCAUGGACAUCUCAUUUAUGAUAAUAUUGACAACAACCGUAGAAAACCUCUUUCAGACCAAUAUAAUGAUAUAAAUAAAUACAAAAGGACAGGCGUGCCAACACCGAUCACGGAAAAACCAUCAAUAUCCCGAAUGACUGACCACAAUCUGAAGUUGGCUUGGAAACCGUCGGUAGUAACAACGGGGCAUUAUCCUGUGACAUAUCUGGUGGAAAUGAUGGAUUUACCAAACGGAGACUGGCGCACAGUUCACACAGGAAUUAGGAAUUGCUCUUGCGUAAUUGACGGACUAGAACCAUUCCGCGACUACCGACUACGAGUUCGAGUUGAGAAUAAAUAUGGUGUAAGCGACCCCAGCCCAUACUUGCAAACAUAUAGGCAAAAAAUAGUACCAGAGGAAAAGAAAAAGUACACGUAUUUGGCUCCCGGUGUCGAUUUUAGACCAGAAACAUCGCCUUAUUUCCCCAAAGAUUUUGAUAUUGAACGACCACCUCAUGAUGGCCUUGCACAAGCCCCACAAUUUUUACGACGAGAAAACGAUUGCAGUUAUGGAGUCAAAAAUCAUAACACCGAGUUAAUGUGGUUUGUAUAUGGUUAUCCAAAACCCAAGAUGACAUACUAUUUUGAUGACACACUGAUAGAAUCUGGAGGGAGGUUUGACUACAGCUAUACACGAAAUGGCCAAGCAACUCUCUUCAUAAAUAAGAUGCUUGAGCGAGAUGUUGGAUGGUACGAAGCCGUUGCUACUAACGAAUAUGGGGAAGCUAGGCAGAGAGUAAAAUUAUUGAUAGCUGAUUAUCCACGCUUCCUUAAGCGUCCUGACGAAACUUAUAUAAUGAUGAGAAAAAAUGGUCGCUUAGAAGCUCAUAUUGCUGGUGAGCCAUUACCAGAAAUCAGAUGGUAUAAAGACUGGCAACCCUUGGCUGACAAUGCCCGAAUAAAGACUAGUUAUUAUGAGCCAAAUAUUUAUGUACUUUCAAUUAAUGAUGCAAUAAUUAAAGACGAGGGUCUAUAUUCGGUUUGUGCCCGCAAUGUGGCAGGAUCAAUAAGCACAUCUGUGAUGCUUCAUAUAGAGGAUAAUGAAGACAAAUAUAUCUAUAAAACAUAUGGAAGAUUGCCAUACAUUCGAGCGAAACAAAACCGUUAUAAUGAUAAAUAUGAUAUCGGUGAUGAAUUAGGACGUGGUACACAAGGAAUCACUUACCACGCGGUUGAACGUGCAACAGGUGAUAACUACGCCGCGAAAAUUAUGUAUGGUAGACACGAAUUACGACCGUUCAUGUUAAAUGAGUUAGAAAUAAUGAAUGGCCUCAAUCAUAAAAAUCUGAUUCAACUACAUGAUGCUUAUGACCUUGAUAAAAAUGUUACCUUAAUUAUUGAGUUAGCAGCUGGUGGAGAACUGGUUAAGGACAAUUUACUUAAGCGAAACUACUACACUGAAAGAGAUAUUGCAUACUACAUAAGACAAGCAUUAUGGGGCUUGGAUCAUAUGCACGAUCAUGGUUUUGGGCAUAUGGGGCUAACGAUAAAGGAUUUACUGAUAUCUGUUGUCGGAAGCAAGAAUUUGAAGUUAUCAGAUUUUGGUCUCUCCCGAAAAAUUAAUAGACACGCUCUAACUACUUUAGACUUUGGAAUGCCGGAAUACGUUUCACCUGAAGUUGUUAAUAAAGAGGGUGUUGGAUUUGCUCAUGAUAUGUGGGCUGUAGGGAUUAUAACCUACGUUCUACUAAGUGGUCGAAACCCUUUCCGGGGUAACGAUGACUAUGAAACACUAUCAAAAAUUCGUGAGGGGCGUUGGGAAUUCAGCGAUUCAAUUUGGUCUCAUAUAUCCGCUGAUGGAAGAGAUUUUAUUUCCCGCCUUUUGUCGUAUAGAGCAGAUGAUCGGAUGGAUGUCAAAACAGCGUUAAAACAUCCAUGGUUUUUUAUGUUAGACUCAUUACCGACUGGAACAGAAUAUCAGAUCACCACAGACAACCUACGAAGCUAUCAAGAUCAAUUUGAUGAUUGGAGUGAAAAUGCUGCCUGCAAACAAUAUUUCCGACGUAGACGACUCAGUGGUUGUUACACUCAUCCAUCUAGAAUGGUUUAUCCACCAGGUCAUUCAUAUACCCCUGAACCGACUCCAGAAGUUUUGCCAGAACCAAAAAAAUAUUCCACCAAACGCGAAAACACAAUGUCAAAAUAUUUACAUCCAGAUUAUGAGUUGGGCUUAAUUCAGUCCGAAAGUCACUACCAAUAUGGGCCAGAUACUUAUCUUCUACAACUUAGAGAUGUUAGUUUUCCUGUAAGGUUGCGCGAAUAUAUGAAAGUUGCUCACAGAAGAUCACCUUCAUUCGCACUCAACGAUAGCGUUGAUUGGUCUUUGCCAGUUAUUCGGGAACGUCGACGAUUUACUGAUAUAAUGGAUGAAGAAAUUGAUGAUGAACGAGUUCGAAGCAGAAUAAAUUUGUAUAGCUCGAAUGACUCGUUCACUAUUCGUAGGCUUCGAACAGAAUUGGGUCCCAGACUUGAUGAAUAUACGGAAGCUGAGGCACUAAUUGAAAGCCAAAGAGAAGGAUGUCUUCCCUUCUUCAGAGAAAAGCCCCAAACACUUGCAAUUGUGGAAUAUCAACCAGCACACAUACAUUGUUUGGCAGUUGGAGACCCAAAACCGUGUAUACAAUGGUUUAAAAAUGACAUGGUGCUAAUUGAGUCAAACAGAAUUAAAAUAUUAACUGAUGAAGAUGGAAGAUCUAUUUUACGUUUUGAUCCGGCUCUCCAUACUGAUAUAGGCAUAUAUAAAGCCGUCGCCAGAAAUUCGCUUGGUCAAACAGUGUCCAGAUGUCGGUUAGUUGUUGCUACAUUGCCGGAUGCUCCGGACUCUCCUGAAGUAUCUGCAGCUAGUGGCAAGGAAGUUCUUCUUAGAUGGAAACAGCCACGAAAUGAUGGUCACUCAACAGUUUUAUGUUAUAGUUUACAAAAGAAAGAAUUUAGCUCGGAUAUAUGGACAACGAUUGCUGAUAAUAUUGACCAUGAAUUUUAUUUUGUGCAUGAUCUGCAGCCUAACACUAAAUACCAAUUUAGAUUGGCAUCUAGAAAUCGAAUUGGUUGGAGUGAAAUGAGUAUCCCGUUGACAGCCGAAACAGCAGCUAUAGAUUCACCAAAAAUACAGAUAUCAAAGGCAAUGGAACAUUUACAAAAACUAACAGAAAGCGGACAAGAAAUCGUAGCAGAAGAAGAGCGAGUUCAUACUGACUAUCAUUGUGAAUGUGAACCUCCAAAUUGGAUAACUGAUAACAGUGUUAAUGAAAAAUAUAGUUUUAUAUCGGAAAUACAUAGAGGAGAAUUCAGUACCAUUGUAAAAGGAAUUCAAAAAUCCACCAACGCAAUAACAGUAGCUAAAAUUUUUGAUUUAAAUGCGGAAACUGAACCUCUUAUAUUAGAAGAAUUUGAAAAUUUUAGAACGUUAAGACAUGAACGUAUUGCAGCACUAUUUGCAGCAUAUAAACCAGUUAAUGUACCAUUAGCUAUUUUUAUAAUGGAGAAACUUCAGGGUGCUGAUGUAUUGACAUACUUUAGCAGUCGCCAUCAAUACACUGAGCAAAUGGUAGCAACGGUUAUAACACAACUUUUAGACGCAGUUCAAUACUUGCAUUGGAGAAGUUAUUGUCAUUUAAAUAUUCAACCUGACAAUAUUGUAAUGGCAUCAGUACGAUCGGUUCAAAUAAAAUUGAUUGAUUUUGGUUCCUCAAAGAGAGUUAGUAAAUUAGGAGCAAAAGUUGCAGCGAGGUGCAUGCUUGACUUUCAAUCUCCUGAGAUGGUGAACGAAGAACCUAUAUUCCCGCAAAGUGAUAUUUGGUCUGUGGGUGUGCUGACAUAUCUUUUGCUUUCUGGAAAAAGUCCUUUUCGCGGAACUGAUGACUAUGAUACAAAGCAAAAUAUAUCGUUUGCUCGCUAUAGAUUUGAGAACCUAUAUAAAGAAGUUACUCCCGAAGCAACUCGAUUUAUUAUGUUCCUUUUCAAACGACAUCCUACGAAACGACCAUAUUCUGAGGAUUGUUUGGAGCAUAGAUGGCUUAUGUCUUCUGACUAUAUGAUCAAGAAAAGGGAGCGAGCUGUGUUCCUGGGAAAUCGACUCAAGGAUUUCGCUGACAUGUAUAAGGAUAUUAAAGAAAGUCACGCCACUUCAACCCAAACGAUCACUCAGUCGUUAAAUGGAGGGCCAUCAACAACGCAGUUAUUACGAUCAAAUAGCAUCCAGGAAGAACUUUAUGCUACAUUUUAAAAUUUCUUCCACAUGUUGAAUUAUUGCAAAAAAUUAUGUACAGUCAAA